CCUCUCCUCAACCUUGCUCCACAUACCAUUCCCUACUAUCUACUAUGGGUAAAAUAAAGAACAACAAGAAGAAGCAGAGCCGUCAUAAUGCUACCGGGAUGCAGACGAAUGCCGAGGUCGAAGAGGCACUGAGCCUCCAGCCUAUCCCUGUCGAGACUAUUCUGCCCUUGAUUGCCAAGCUGUCUUCGCCGGACGCGAACGAGCGUGCUUGGGCUGCCGCAGGAGCCAGCAACCUGUUGAUGCACGACGCCGGCACUCGUCGAUUGAUGCUCAGUAAAAAUCUGAUUGGCGCCCUGGUUGAGCGCUUGACUGACUCUGUGCACGAGGUAGUGGUGGAGGCCUUGGGUGCUCUUCGCAAUUUGACAGUUGUUGGUGGUGAUGAAGUCAUCAGCGAGAUGUACAACAAGAACGUCCUUACGCCUGUCGCGGCAUUGAUUCCCGCACUCGGAACCAUGAUUGACAGCAUGCUCAGUGGUCCCGCGACGAACGGCAGUGAGCAGGAAAAGCGCAAAACUGUAUGGGAUUGGGCAGACAAUGUGAUCAGCAUCAUCUGGGCUAUGAGCGAGAACUCGGAAAAGGCGUUGAAGUUCGUCAACAAGCUCAACAUCGUCCCUUUCCUCAUGUCGUUCAUGAGCAAUAUCGAUAAGGUACCGCCCAAGGUUAUUGUUGCCGCCGCCCAGUGUAUCUACACCCUCACCGAUGAUAAUCCAGAUUGCCGAGCUGUAUUUGUCAAGAACACCGACUAUAUCAAGCCAUUCAUGAACAUUUUGACAUUGGAUGUUGAUGUAGAGCAGGAGUUGUUAAUUAAGACACUGGCAUGCGGAAUUGUCAUCAACCUGAGAACUGUCAUCGCUCCCAAGGCAUCAGAGAACGAUUUUACAGACAUCCAUAACGCGGUCCUCCCUGUGUUGAGCGGCGCACUCGGCUAUGAUCUUCAGAAAGCUAGCGUCGAGGCCGCCGCCGCCGCUCAAGUUGUUAACGCGCAAAAACAGGAACCUGAUCUUUCAAAACCAAACCAGCCAGCAAGCACAGAGGAGCAGGCCCUUGCCGCGAUUGAGACCCGCUUGCAGACGCUUCAACUCGCCCUGGAGUUGAUUGCCAACAUUUGCACUGAGAGCGUCGAGGGCGUUGAAGAGGAGGAGGAGGAAGACUGGAAGGACGCAACCGGCGAUGAUGACGAAAUGGAGGGAGACGAGGAUGAAGAUAAUCUCGAGAAUGGGAAUCAGGAUGAUAAGAAGAACGACGGCUUGGAUGAGAGCACCAUGCGGGAAAUGGAACAGUUGGCAGCCGCUUCAGUGGAGACUCCAAUGGACCUCUCUAGUCACCCUAUCAUCAAUAUCUUGAUCAGCACUGUCUUUCCGGCACUUAUCAACCUUGCAACGCCCACACCGCUGUCUUUUCCCGAGCAGAUAAUUCCUACGCCAGUAACAGUUGCACCUGAAAUCACAGCACAGCUAGCCACGACACAUUUGCGGGCAAUCGAGGCGCUGAACAACUUUUUAUUGACGAUGGCGGAUGCGGUCCCUGGCAAAUGGUGGUACAAACAUAGGAAGGCCGAUGCAGAACAAUGCUGGACAUGGCUCUUCCAGCAAGCAGGCGCUGUUGCAGGAAAAGGUGUCCAGGUCGGAGCAGAGGAAAAGGGUCAGGAGAUGCGUGGUGCUGUUCUGGAUGCGAUCGUUGGAUGUCUAUGGACGUUGGCGCGUGGACUGGAUAGUAAUGUGCCAUUGAGCGACUUUCAUGUGCCGGCAUUGAUGGGUGCCUAUUCAUCAACAGCGUCUGACAGCAUGCGUGUCAAGGCUAUCGGAUGCUUGGGAGUGAUUGCUAGGCGGCAAGGCGCAAUCGAGACCAACAAGGUCAUUGGAGAGUUUUUGAUCAAUUUGCUCAAGAGCAACCCGAGCGCAGAGGCGUGUGUUGAGGCUUUGAAUGCUAUCUACGACAUUUACGCGGACGCGGAAUUCGAUUACGACAUGCCCGUAUUUGUACAGGGCAAUUUCAAUCAUGAGCUCAAGGGUAUGGUCAAGAUGACCCGGUUCAUGGCCCGGAAUAUCGACCGACGCAAGAACAGAGAUUUGAGAACUCGGGCGGACGAAGCGGUCAUGAACCUGGUCGAGUUUAUCAAGUACAAGGAGAAGGAGCGUCGGCAAUAAUGCGGGCCGGGCGAGCGACAGAAGGAGUAAGGCCUACCACAUGCAGCCUUACAAUAGAGGGACAAAGUAGAACAGGAUCAGUACAUGAGUAGUAGAAAACAAACUCGAUUCAUUCACACCUUGGCAUCAGACACAAUUUCUUUUUGUAAUAAAUACCAACCAUAACAUCCUUUGAG
Messenger RNA from Gamsiella multidivaricata, 2323 nucleotides. Its product is annotated as armadillo-type protein. Lineage: Eukaryota; Fungi; Mortierellomycota; Mortierellomycetes; Mortierellales; Mortierellaceae. The record is from RefSeq and is a predicted model, not a curated record. Gene Ontology annotation, biological process: protein import into nucleus; ribosomal large subunit biogenesis. The transcript is spliced from 5 exons. Bases 45 to 2147 code for a protein of 700 amino acids.